GAAAAUUUGACGGAACAUUAGCAAGCUGCCUCUGAUAGAUUUUGUUCAAAUACAAGCACUCACGCAGCAUCUGGUUGAAUGGAAAUUUCCUCCCAUUGUGCCGCCAAUCAGUCCAUGUCAGCUUCGGCCUGUAUUGUUGUAUAUGUCGUAUCACAUGACUUUUUAAUUUAAACAACAUCUCUGUUUUGACGGGCGAAAAAAAGCACAACGUUGUUUUAUCUACAUAGCGUAUUUACGUCGGAGGACGAGUACGCGUUUCUUGCGCUACGUCGAUAUUGGCCUUGUUUCGAGGAAAAAAGCUUUGUGUUGUGGUCUUGGCGUGGCAAUAUACGAAUCGAUGUUCGUUUAUCGCCAUUUGAGAAUAUUCUGUUAUAAUUUAUCGAAUUCUUAUUGAGUUAAUUGAUACACAACGUACAAUUUCAUAAGGAUUGACGAUCUUGGCUGACCCCAGAAAUAAAACCUUUGAAAUCGAGAAUUUUUUAGCAAGAUGGCCGAGUCGGGCAAUUUCAGUUCGAAGAGCUUCGCAAUACAAGCGCAAAAGAAAGUGCUGGGAAAGUUGGCUAGUAAGAACGUUGCAAAAGUGUUUGUCGACGACACUACAAGCAGCCUAUUCGACCAGCUUUACGCUAUUGCGAAGCGAGACACUGGAAAUAAAAAAGAAGCCGAGAAACUGCUCAAGGAUUUGAUCAAAAUCGCCGUGAAAAUCGGAGUCUUGUACCGGAAUAAUCAGUUCACGGAUGCAGACAUGCGAACGGCAGAGACCUUUCGAAGUCAGUUCAAGACAACGGCGAUGACAAUCGUUAGUUUCCAUGAAGUAGAUUUCACCUACGACCGGCAGUUUCUCAUCGAGUCAUUGGAGGAGGCAAAAAAGUCAUUGCACAGUUUAAUUGAGAGCCAUCUUACGCAGAAAUCACACGGAAGAGUGGACCAUGUGUUCAACUAUUUUUCAAAUGGAGAUCUGUUAGACAAGUUAUUUCAAACGGACGCGUUGAAGGACGCUAGAGCCGGCAUCGCUGAUGGACUAAAUAAACUUAUGGAAAAUGGAGAUUUGUAGCAUUAUAAACUCGGUCUCGGAGGCAAACAAAUCGAUGAACACAAUUCGACCAAAUCCUCGGAUAACUACCGCUCCUAUUUACACUUCUAAUCCGUGUUCACAAACAGUUGCCUAGAAAUAUCUUAUUAGGUCGUCUAAAAUUUGAGCAAAUAUCUAUUUAAGGUUUCGGGGCGAGUAAAGUACGUCAUAUUAGGCUAAGUUAUUUCUAAAUUCUUACACCGUAUACAAGAUAUAAUAUGCAUAUUUGUUUGUACAUUAAAGACGAGAGGAAUAUAGUGGAAAUGACUUGCAAAAUUGCCAUUAGAAAACUUGUGUCGAUUCAGUCACGCAAUAAAUUGAAUAUUUCACAAUA
Xenia sp. Carnegie-2017 is the source of this 1406-nucleotide messenger RNA. Its product is annotated as tumor necrosis factor alpha-induced protein 8-like protein 3. Gene Ontology annotation, biological process: regulation of apoptotic process. The record is from RefSeq and is a predicted model, not a curated record. NCBI's taxonomy places the organism in Eukaryota, Metazoa, Cnidaria, Anthozoa, Malacalcyonacea, Xeniidae. Gene Ontology annotation, cellular component: cytoplasm. The transcript is spliced from 2 exons. Bases 488 to 1054 code for a protein of 188 amino acids.